Anopheles arabiensis is the source of this 1167-nucleotide messenger RNA. RefSeq lists its product as uncharacterized. The record is from RefSeq and is a predicted model, not a curated record. Lineage: Eukaryota; Metazoa; Arthropoda; Insecta; Diptera; Culicidae. The coding region runs from base 144 to 1148 and encodes 334 amino acids. The transcript has 5 exons. Gene Ontology annotation, molecular function: DNA binding.
CCGCAGACGCGCUUGGAUUUGUUUUCGUUUUGGAAUACAUUAUAUCCUCUACAGUUUAUUGUGCUUUACCAUUCGUAAUGUUACUUUUCUUGUGAAAUUAGUAAAAUUACGCCAGCUGCGAACAAACUACACACAUUACAGCUAUGCCAAAUACCCUCAAAUCCAAUGCCAUCGUGUGGCACCACUUCAGCAAAGAUCCGCAGGAGAAACGGGGCAAAUGUUUGCACUGCGGUCAGCUGAUAAGUUACGAAAAGUCGACCCUAUCGAACCUGCGCCGACAUUUGUAUCGGAAACAUGAGGAAGUGUUGCGACAAGAGCGCGAUACGGAUACGUUCGAGAGCGUACCGGUACACUAUGUGUGGGAACACUUUAUCAAACAGCCGGAGGAAAAGGCCAAAUGCGUUUACUGCUACUCCGUGCUGGGCUGCCCGAAGAACGUGGUGGGCAAUCUAAUACGCCACCUAAAGUCGCGCCAUCCCUCGCUGGUGCUGGAGCAGGAACGCGGUCAGGAGGCGCUGUUUGAGGAAGUGUCCCGCACCCAAUACCAUGCCGAAUCGAUCGAGGAUUCGUUAGGCACCAGCACUUCGCUGCAAGAGCUGGAGCUCGAACUGGAUGCUGAUCUCUUCUCGGCCGAAGUUCACCAGAUUGAUGGGACCAAUCUGCCUUCAUCGGUAAAGAUUGAGCUCGUGCAUCCAGAUACCGAAUCCUGUCCCGAUGACGCAGAUCAGGAAGUGAUCGAGGAGGAGAUUAUAAACGAAUCACAGCAGGAUGUGGAGAUCAAUUGUGAGGAUAUGGAUGCUUCUAGCCAGUACGAGGAGCAUGUUCACCACCCAGAGGAAACGCUUUCCUCCCAGACGAUGGAAGAAUCGAUCGUACGCACCAGCACGUUGCAAGGGGAAAGCAAGGAGCUGGAGCUGAACGAAUCCCCGCGGCGGCAGGACAACUUCUUCUCCAUCGGUAUGAAAGACAUCAACAUGAAGACGGCCAUCUACGCCACGAACGUUGCCAUGGAGCUGGAGUGUUUGCCGCUGCGGCAGCGGAUCUUUGCGCAAAAGCUCAUCGCGGAUGUGAUGUUUCACGCCAAGCUGGACAACCUGACGGAGUACGCGAUGAUACUGGGGAAGGUCAAUCGGCCGUUCGACGUUUAACAGGGCGUGUAGUGUAGUG